AUGCAAAGUGAUUCGGACGAAGGGAGCAGCCCUCUGCCGGUGAGUAGCCACACCACAGCUAGCUCUAACACGAAGGCCCCCCGCCAAAUUAUUCUGAAUGCUCCCAGAGCAGCGUCGGAUGACGAUCUUACUCCUGAGCCCUCAGACAACGGUAUAGAUGAUGCGGAUGGAGAGGAGGAACUGGACAUGGACAGCCGCGAAGCGCAAACCACAGAAGUCCAAGGCCGCAAAGAAAGGUUUGUCGAGCUCCCGUUUACGCUGACCUCAGCUCCGUCGCACUUCCCCUCCAAGAGGCCCUCCUCAGACUCAUCUGAUGAGGAUUAUGCGACCAAGUCGCACAAGAAGAAGUUCUUUGAGCGUUCAGGCGGCAAUUCGCGCGGAACAUCGACUCCGGACACUGCCUUUGAUUCUGAUGGUGCCUCGUGGCGACGAGGUGCCGCCCGCAAGGUCGUGACCUACAACGAAGCGAGCGUCGAUUACGGUCUUGACAGCGAGGGCGAUGACGAUGUCAUGUACUACCAGCAAGAGGCACGCAUCGUCGCGAUGAGGAGCACGCUAAGGACGAAAAGGACAUUCCUCAAACGAACCUCAUUCAAGAAGGUUGAGAAUUACAUCCAGAAGGUGUGGCAGGUCGAGCAGGCUUUCCACAACCCUGCCCCCGACGCCAAAUGGAAGCCUUCGCGUGAAGAUUUGGAGCAAUACGAAAUUGAGAGAGAACGUAUCCGAGACCUUCAUGAGAGCUACAAGCAGGUCGAGCGCGUUGUUGGCGAAAAGGAGGAAGAGCGAGAUGGCCAGUCUGUGACUUUGUUCCUCUGCAAAUGGACCACGUACGACGAGAUCAAGGACCAAGCGCAAGACGCCAUCCAGGCUUACCAUGAGAGGAUGGCGCGACCGACGGUUCCGGCGAAAACUCAGUUCUACCCGAUCCACAAUCGUCCGACAUAUCAGAAGAUUGCCGAGGACCCAGAGUAUCUCAAGUGUGGUGGCGCUCUGAAGCCAUUCCAGCUCACUGGUCUCAACUGGCUCGCGUAUCUUUGGUGCAAAGGUGGUCACGGAGGUAUGCUGGCGGAUGAAAUGGGACUUGGCAAAACUGUUCAGUCAGUCAGCUUCCUUUCGUAUCUGUUCCACACGCAGAAGCAAUACGGCCCGUUCCUCGUCGUUGUUCCUCUGUCAACCAUCAACGCCUGGCAAAUGCAGUUCCGCACUUGGGCACCGGACCUCAACGUCAUCAUGUACAUGGGCUCAGCUGCCUCGCGUGAGAUGAUCCGCCAGACCGAGUUUGGCCCCUUGAAGAACCUCAAGUUCAAUGUUCUCCUCACUACCUACGAGUUUAUCCUCAAGGACCGCCAAGAACUCCAGCAGAUCAAGUGGCAAGCCCUCGAAGUCGAUGAGGCCCAUCGUUUGAAGAAUAGCGACUCCCAGUUGUAUGAAGCGCUGCAGAGCUUCUCCACCGGCUUCCGCCUCCUCAUCACCGGUACACCGCUGCAGAAUAACGUCAAGGGUGAGUGGAAAAUUGUCAUUACGCUGACUUUAGAACUGCUCAGCCUUCUUCACUUUAUUGAACCCGAGCAAUUCCAGUUGGCCAACGACUUUGAGCUGGGCGAUACCGAGCAGGAGGCCAAGAUCAAGGCUCUUCACUCGCAGUUGGAGACGUUGAUGCUUCGUCGUCUCAAGAAGGACGUUGUGAAGGAGCUUCCCACCAAGUCGGAAUCCAUUUUGCGAGUGGAGAUGUCUGGUCUGCAACAGCACUAUUACAAGAACAUCCUCACGAAGAAUUUCGCCGUUCUUAGCAAGGGUGGUACGCAGAGUGUGUCCCUCAUGAACGUCGCUAUGGAACUCAAGAAAGCGGCCAACCAUCCCUAUCUGUUCGACGGCGCCGAGGACCGCAGCAAGCCGGUGCAUGAACAGGUCCGUGGACUGGUCAUGAACAGCGGGAAAAUGGUCUUGCUCGACAAGCUUUUGCAAAGGCUCAAGGCGGACGGCCACCGCGUCCUUAUCUUCAGCCAAAUGGUUCGUUUGUUGGACAUCAUCUCGGAUUACAUGUCUGCCAGGAAUUACACCCAUCAACGCCUCGAUGGUACGGUUCCCAGCGAUGUGCGAAAGAAGAGUAUUGAGCAUUUCAAUGCGCCUGGAUCACCCGACUUUGCCUUUCUUCUGUCGACCCGAGCUGGAGGUCUCGGCAUCAACCUCGAGACAGCAGACACUGUCAUCAUUUUCGACGCCAUGGCUCGUGCGCAUCGAAUCGGUCAAACCAGGCAUGUCAACAUUUACCGUUUCGUAACGAAGGGCACAAUUGAAGAGGACAUCCUGGAGCGUGCGAAGCGCAAGAUGAUUUUGGAGUAUGCCAGUGACGGUGGCCACAUCAACGGAACGUCGACCCCUAAAGACAAGAACGGGGAUUUCUCAAAAGAGGAGCUGGCGGCUAUCCUCAAGUUUGGUGCCAAGUCCAUGUUCCAGGCGGACGAGAAUGCCCAAAACCAAAAGCUCGAUGCCAUGGACUUGGACGACAUUCUCAACAAGGCCGACAACUUCGACACAGAAGCUGCUGCUGCGCCUGGAGGAACUUCUUCCGGAGGCGAGGCUUUCCUGGCCCAAUUUGCGGCUAUUCAGGAUGUCAAGAAUGACGCCGACGAUCUGAGUUGGGACGAUAUCAUUCCCGUCGAAGAACGUGUCAAGCUUGACGAGGAGGAGAGCCGCGCCUUGCAGGAAGGAGAAGUGGGCCCCCGCAAGCGAGCGGCUGCUCGCGCUCCGGGAGCUUACGAGGGCAUGGACGAGGCCGACGGUGAACCGGCUGGGAGCAAGGCUGCUUCUCCCGCCGAGAAGAAGCAAAAGGUCGCCGGACCCCGCAAGAGCAACGCGCAACGAGCAAUCGAGCUUAAAGAGGCCAAGCUCACAUCCAAGAACCGUGUCGUCGUCAUCCAAACGUGCGACGACGUUCUCACCCAGGCAGAGGAAGCUGUCACCAACCACAAAAAUGAGCUGCGCGCGAUGCAGGAGCGCGGCGAAACUAUAUCUUCGUCUUUGCGACAGAAAGCCAUUCUCUUCACAUUCCGUGGUAUCCAGGGCAUCAACGCCGAGACGGUAGUCGCUCGCUACUAUGAGUUGAAGGCUCUAGUAGAGCACUUCAAGCGCGUGGAGGACAUCGAGAACUAUGCCAUCCCUCACGACAACCUCAAACCCACCAUGAACUGGUCGGUGGAAUGGGGGCCGAAGGACGACUCCAAAUUGCUUAUCGGCAUCUGGAAGUAUGGCUUUGGUGCUUGGGAACAGAUCAAGAAUCUGCACGACAAGAUCUUCCUCGAGGACCCCAAGGUUGUCAAGGACCCCAAUGCGCCUAAAGCUGGAAUUCCGGGUCCGAUCCACCUCGUCCGCCGUGGCGACUACCUGUGUGGACUUGUUCGCGAAUAUGAAGAGAACCGGCGCAUGCUGAUCGAGCAACAAGCGGUCAUUGCAAGCAUGCCUGUCAAGGAGGGCUUUGGUUACGACCAUCCCCCAUUGCCCUUCAGUGUAAGCGCCAAAGCUAGUAGUAGCUCUCGAGGAGAUAAGGGCAAGAGGCGGAAGACGCCCGAGUAUACCGAUUCGGAGGAUGAAGAAAGUUACGAGUCGAUGGACGAGGAUGCUGUCAAGGAGUUGCUGCGACCAGCGAAGCGACACCUCCUCAAGUCUGGUACCGACAACCUCAGUCGUGAGGAGAAGAUUGCAGCCCUCAAGGAAUGCGUCGCUGGCAUCGGAUCACGCAUCGAAGAGAUUGUCGCGGAGAAGGCUGCUGAAGGGGCGGAUUCUGCCAAAUGGAGGAAGCACUGUUGGGUGUUUGCUUCGUUUUUCUGGCCCCGGCAAGGUGUGAACUACUCUAAGCUCAUGGACAUCCACUCGAAACUGGAUUCAAGCCCCGUGCAGAAGAAGCCGAAGACAAAGCGUAAGGGAGGAGACACCGACAACAUUGUAAAGAAGCGCGUCAAGACGGAGGCUGAGUAG
Trichosporon asahii var. asahii CBS 2479 is the source of this 3975-nucleotide messenger RNA. RefSeq names its product chromodomain helicase. Gene Ontology annotation, molecular function: histone binding; ATP binding; ATP hydrolysis activity. Gene Ontology annotation, cellular component: chromatin; nucleus. Bases 1 to 3975 code for a protein of 1324 amino acids. Lineage: Eukaryota; Fungi; Basidiomycota; Tremellomycetes; Trichosporonales; Trichosporonaceae. Gene Ontology annotation, biological process: regulation of transcription by RNA polymerase II; nucleosome organization. The record is from RefSeq and is a predicted model, not a curated record. The transcript is spliced from 11 exons.